UCCGCAAGAGGACAACGCACGAUAUGAGAAUAAUGCACACUUCCCGCAAAGUCAGCCGCAAGGCUUCAAAGCCCAAAAAGAAGAACCUUGCGAAAUUGGAAUCCGCAACGCCACCACCUCCUCCUGCCGAUGACGCAUCGAAGGAAGUUACCGCCAGAGCAGCCGAGUCUGCGACGCCGUCUUGUGCAGCAGCCGACACCAGCGUCACCGAGGGCUGGACAGCGGCCGCGCAGCCUCCUUCCCCGUCGUCCAUACUUGAUGACUUGGUGGCGGCUCAACAGCGCUACGUGCUGUUGCCGCCUACACCAGGGGGAACGCUCCCUACCUGCACCUCCCUACUCCUCGGCUUGCCGUCCUGGUCCGACGCCACCAGCGCACGACAAACGCAGCAGUCGGGCCACCUGCCGUACAUCAUCGAUGAACUCGUUUGCCUGCCGUCGAAGGAAGAAAGGCCGGGCCGCUUCAAGUGGUGGCUGGUGACCAAGAUAGCAUGGUCCAUGGCGUUCUACACGUACCUGGCUUUCUGCGCCUACCGGUCUGCAGUGAUCGGCUUGCAGGACUGGUGUGCUAUGCGCAACCUCGUCCUCAUUGUGGGUGUCCUCCUGACUGUGUUACCUUUCCUCAGUGACGUGUUGUCCGACAUUCUGGAUGGCUACCCUGAUUUCAGGGAGAAGCUUGACCAUCUUCAGAUUGCAUUUGCUGCGGACCCCGUGUGGCGUAUGGCGGCGGCAGGCUGCUUGGGCCACCUGCUGCGUGUGACCCGGGGCCAGCUGCGCCGCAUGCUCCCGUUUAGCGCCACGAUACUCAUGUUCUGCACCGCCACGCUACUUUCGCGGGACCCAGCUGGCAUCUCUGUGGGGCGCGUGAGCCGCGGCGUCGUCGUGUGGUACGUAUCCGCCGUGGCCCUGCUCGAGUGGAAAACUUCGGCGCCGUUCGUCUCCUGCCUCGGAUCGCAGAUGCUGGCCGCCCUUCAGAUGGCGCCGUGGGGCCUCGAGUUCUUGUUCGGCAGCUUCGUCGUCGGCACAAACUUCACCCAGGUGCUGCGGAACACCUCUUUUGCCGGCCUCGGCGAGCUCGACGUCCAGGCGCCGUUCUUGUUCCGCAUUCUGCCGAGGUUCUUCUUGGUGACUUUCUGGAUCAAUUUUGCCUACUGCAUCCCACCUCUCCGAGCCACAAUUGUCAACCUGGUCCGCACGUUCAAAUUUUUCACUGGGGCCACCAUGACUGAAACCAUGAGCGCUUUGGCCAACAUGUUCGUGCCUAUGGCGGAGUCAACGCUGAUGGUGCACCCGUAUAUGGCGGUGAUGACUCCAUCGGAGGUGUUUACUGUAAUCACCUGCGGCUUCGCCACAUUGUCGGCCAGCACUUUGCCCGAGCUCGUGGACGCAGGCAUUGACUUGAACGAUGUUGUGACCAGCGGCAUCCUCGGAUCGUUGGGUUCACUUUGCUUAAGCAAAAUAUACCUUCCUGAAGUGGACAAGGUCAAGGUGAAGAAAGGCCACUUCAGCAUCAACAAAUCGUUGCAGCUACAGUUCGUGGACGUGCUAGGCAACGGAAUGGUGGUGAGCCUCACAAUGGCCGGUUGCAUGACCGGUUGCCUCAUCGCUUUCGUCACGUUCUUUGCAUUUGCCGACGGCAUGGUCAAUUGGGUGGGCGAGGCCGCCGGCUUGCAAGGACUGGGAGCCGAUGAAGUUGUAGCUGCCUUUCUCCAACCGUUCGCGUGCGUGUUUGGGCUGCCCUGGAAGCACAACGAGGUAGUCGCACGGGUGAUAGCGCUAAAGACACUACUGCAUGAGCCCGUGGCGGCUGCCUACCUCACAAGCCAAACGAGCAGAGUCGGGCGCCGCACCCAGACUGUGGCCACGAUGUCCAUGUGCUGCUCGGUGAGCGUCGCCUCAAGCGGGUUGGCACUCGCAGUACUGCAGCUCCUGUCGCCGGGGCGCACGGAUGAGCUAUCUAAACUCGUGGCUCCCGCCAUGCUCACCGCCUUCGGCGUCAACGUCGUCAACUGCUGCCUUGCUUGUAUCCUACUGGACGACGACACCAUUCAGGGACACCGCUUUUUCGGUCGGACGGGAAGCAGUUUUGAUCAACUGCCGUAAAACUUUUGUGCUUAUAAGCCCUGCCCACAAGCGUUACACUGUCGCGC
Messenger RNA from Dermacentor albipictus, 2149 nucleotides. RefSeq lists its product as uncharacterized. Gene Ontology annotation, cellular component: plasma membrane. Gene Ontology annotation, biological process: nucleoside transmembrane transport. The record is from RefSeq and is a predicted model, not a curated record. Gene Ontology annotation, molecular function: nucleoside:sodium symporter activity. NCBI's taxonomy places the organism in Eukaryota, Metazoa, Arthropoda, Arachnida, Ixodida, Ixodidae.